CCAAGUUAUCACUCGUGCGGUAAUCAACAGGUGAAACAGCUUGUAUCAGUAUCGCGUGCCAUUCCAACAAGUCAGUUCACGAGCUUCAGACGCCAAGAGUUUAGAUAUUUCAGCACAUUUUACCUGACCAUGAAACUCUCUACAGCCAUGAAACUUUUCUCGUUUUUCGUUUCCUUUAUGGUGUUGCUUGCCAGUGUAACGCCAGCUCCUUACUAUUCUUCUGAUAACGAAAGUAGUAUCAGAGAGUUGGUUGAAAUGCUGAUGCAAAGAGAAAGGGAAAACAGUUUGGAGGACAACCGAUUGGGCUAUCAUACAGUGUCAAGGAAAGCCGGAAGAUCACCGCAACUACGCCUCAGAUUUGGAAAGAGAAUGGACAGUGGAUAUCCGGUUUCAGCUUACCUCUCUGGAUUAAAUGAAGUCGCUGCUGACAACUAAGUUCUUUAAAGACUUGAAAAAACAACCCAACUUUCGAUAAUUUACCUCAUUUUUAUUCUGUAACGUCAUUUUAUUAUAACUCAAAUUAUUCUAUUGUCUUGCUGUAUUCUGUUAUAUUUAUAACAAUAUUACAAUACUUACCACAAAGAAAUUCAGUUAAAAAAUUUUAGAUUAUUUUUAUAAAAAUGUUUUAGUUUUAAGUUUAUAUUAUACCCGCAUAUUUUUUUGGUAAUUUAUCAAUAGUUUAAUAUAACGUACUUAAUUAUAACAUUCUAAAAUAAUUAAUGUUAACGUAACCUUCUUCUUGUUAACGUUAAAAUAAAUUAUCAAAUACUGUGUAAAAAGGAACCAUCCAGUUCUUUUUUGUCUAUUGGAUAAUAUAAAAUGUAUUUAUCUUCUAAUUAUAGUAGUGGAAGAAUAUGUAACUUCUCUAUGUCGGUAACAAUGGAAUCUGCUUUAGAGUUUAACAAAUUUUUGCCAAUGAAAAUACUCGCUGGUGAGUGUGAGAACCACCGCAGGUGAAUUAUUUUAUGUAUUUUACCAAAAAUGAUAUCAUUAGUAGUCAAUUUGUCAAACUUAAUGUAUAAUAAAAUGAAAGUUCAUGAAAUAAACUUACUUUUUGUCACUAAAA
This is a messenger RNA of Sitophilus oryzae (rice weevil), 1066 nucleotides long. Its product is annotated as short neuropeptide F-like. The transcript has 4 exons. The coding region runs from base 130 to 435 and encodes 101 amino acids. NCBI's taxonomy places the organism in Eukaryota, Metazoa, Arthropoda, Insecta, Coleoptera, Curculionidae. The record is from RefSeq and is a predicted model, not a curated record.